AGCAGAGCUCCAGCGAGAGAGGAGGUUAGCCAGCAGCGAGUGAAGAAAAUGGCGAUCAUGCAGGACGAAUGCUUCCCCUCGUAGAUGCUGCAAACGCGUUGAAAUUUUUUUUUUAGCCUUACAGCCGGCUUUCCUUUCCACUCUGUUGCACUUUAUACUUCAAUGAGAGAUUUGGAAUUGGAAGCUGUUGCCACCAAAGAAACUGAAGCAUCUUAACAGGGAACACACCCACAGAGGGAAGAACAGUGGAUGGAAGAGAGAGAGAGACGGAGUGUGUGACGAGGAAGGAGGAUAAGAAAAUACAGGACUGGACAAAAGUGCCAGAGCAUACCAAGUCCAGGCAGAGUCCUAAAUCUAAACCACGCCCCCCCUUCCCCCCUCCCACACACAAACACACACAUUCAGUCUUCAGCACGUCCUCAGCAAUGCCAAGGAGGCCUGAUCAGCCUGCUGCCCGCUCUGAAAAGCCCUGCCUCUUCACCCCAGAUCCUUGAGGCUGUGCCCUCUGAGCUUUAACAAUUGACCUCCCCCUUGUCGACCUGGGAACCAGAGGUCACCUGUUCUCCACUCAACCCGGGGAGGCCCUCCUGCCCAGCCAGGAGCCGCAGCCACGUGCCGCACUCACAGGCAUGGCUCCCAUUCGGGAUUCCGUCAGCCACUCCCCUAAUCAAACAGGUCUGGAGCAUCCUGGCUUAGACUCGCAGUAUGAACCUUCUCCCUGGUCCUCUGGCUCUCCCUGCAGCAGUGACAGCAACAGUAACUGGGGAAAAGUCCUAGUGGACGGAAGCACCGACAAACCCAACAACCCUUCUUCAACUAACUCUUCCGUCUGGCCCCCCUCCUCCUCUUCAUUCUCUUGCUCCUCGUCUUCUUCCUCCUCUGGCUGUGGGUCAGGAUCAGACCCUGAGUUGGCAUCAGAAUGCAUGGACGCAGACUCUAGCUCCUCGAUCGGCUCAGAGAAAAACCUCGCCGCUGUUGCUGUGACAACAGUGAUGAUGAUGUCAGCAAAUGCUUCUUCCUCUGUGUCUUCUACGACUUCUUCUCCCUCCUCUCCUAUGGUGACUUCUGCCAUGAUGGUCGGCGUUUCAGUGAACGGAGACAGCAACGGCAACAGUCGUCAGGUUAUUGGCGGAGGAAUGGGAAUCAUCAGUGGUGCAAAUAAUGGAAAUAAUAACAUCACCGGGCCCUCCCACUUCUCCGUCGCUGGGUCCAGCAGUAUUGGCAGCAAUAACAUGGGUAACCACAACAACAAGCUUGUCAAUAGUGGUGUAUGGGGUACCCAGUCAGGCAGCAACAUGAUCACCACCGGCGGAAGCGCCCCCUGCAUCAAUGGAGGGUUAACCCAAAACACUUUAAACCCAAAUGCCAACCACGGUGCCUGGCCACAGAAUCCAACCCCAAGCCCAGUGUCCCAAGGCCAACGGCCUCCACAGGCUCAGGGGAUGAGUUCCAAACUGGGUAUAGCUCCCCAACAGGGCCCCUUGCUGGGCUGGGGUGGCAUGGCAGCUCCAGACAACAGCAGUAUGAUGGAAGACACUGAGGUGAAUAAUGGUACAGCAAGCAGCAAGGUGUUAGGAAGCAGCAACAGUGGAAAUGGUGGCCUGCAGCCUACCAACCUUAACACUGAAUCCAAUGGACCAAAUAACACUAUAAUGAUGAAUACUACUACUACUACUACUAACGCCACAAUGACCUCUAGUCCACCAAACUCUACCGCCUCACCCCAACUCAGCGGGGAUUGUUCCUGGGGUUCCAUUGGAGGAGGGAAUGGGGGUCCGCUGGCCAAUGGAAACCCCUCAUCAGCCCCCCAGCACCCCCAAGGAGAGCUGGGGGGUCCUGGGGCCUUCGGUACGCCUUGGGGCACAACUACCUACCCUGGAGACAAUUGUCCCCCAAAUGCAGACACUGUGAACCCCCAAAACCCUGCCUUAAUGCAGGCUGGGAACCCCCAAAUCUCUUCUACUGCUGCUUACAAGAGUAAUAAUAACCACAAUAACACUGGGGCUCCACGCUGGGACCAGGGGCCCGCCAAUAACCCAAACCAGCCUCAGAGCAACUUGUCCUGGGGUGUUGGCUCGAAUCAAAUCCCAGCCUCUGCAGGCCAAACACCAGGAACUGGGAACCAAACUACAAUGGGCCCUCCAGUAGGGAUACCUCGCCCCUGGGGAAGCAGCGCGUCUUCUUCUUCCUCUUCCUCAUCAUCCUCUUCAACAUCUAACAACAAGAUGUCAAAUGGAGAAUGGGGAUCAACAAUUCCUGGUAACAACCAUACAGAUGCUGGAAGUCAUAAAGGAAGUGCUGCCAACAAUGGCUGGAAGAGCCUGGAGGAUGACGCCAUGGGCAUGGGAGGCGGAGGGGGAGGAGGAGGAGGAAGCCAUAGCUUAGGCAGUGUGACUGGAGGAUGGGGUCGCUCUGGAGGAAGUGAGGGAAGCGGCGAGAGCUCCGGAGGCCGAUCCAGCUCAGACAGAGACAGCAGCCAGCCAAAAGGGGUAAACCGCAGAAAAGGUACCCUUGCUCCAACAAUAGUAACGGGUCUGAGCCGGGCCGAUUUGGACCCAAGGGUUCUGUCCAACACUGGAUGGGGACAGACACCCAUACGGCAGAACACCGCCUGGGAUGUCAAUUCUCCUAACAAUCAGCACCAGGGUCCCAGGGGAGAUGAAAGAAAGCAUAGCAGUGGAGGCUCCGGGUGGGGCACAGCAACACCGGCAGCUCCUUCCCAGACCUCUGGAGGUUGGGGGGGUGGGCCAGGUAGCUCAGGCCCAGAUACAGGAGGCUCUGGCUGGGGAGAGCAGAGGUCAACCUCUGGGUGGGACAGCAAAGUCCCAGCAAGUGGAGGAGGUGGGCAGAGUGGCUGGGAUGAUGGAUCCAGCUACAAGGGGAACAACAACAACAGUAACACUUGGAGCAACAACAUAAACAAAGAUGACAGAUCCAAUACCUGGACUAAUGCGCCCAAACCACAGCAGGGCUGGGGUUCCAGUGGUGGAAAUGGAACUGAAGGCUGGGGUAGCAGUGGAGAUAGUGCCAGAGCCAGGGCCAACAACCACUGGGGGGAACCCCAAAAAGGUGCAGGCUCAGUGGGCUGGGACAGCGACAGCGACCGAUCUGGCUCUGGAUGUUGGAGUGACCCAAGCCGAACCAACACCAGCAGCAGUAACACCUGGGUAGGGAGCGGAGGAUCAAAUACUCCAGACCAGAGCACUCCAAACCCAGGCUCCAACUGGGGCGACUCAGUCCACAAACCCAAUCAGAGUAAGAGCCAGGGCUGGGGUGAGCCAACCACGAACAACCACGGAGCCCAGAACUGGGGUGAGCCGAAUCCGAAGACCUGCAAUGCCUCCAAUGAGUGGGGAAAAGGUCCUGAAUCCAACAUGUCCAGAGGCAAUCAAGGCCCUAACAAGCCCACAGGCUGGCUGGGAGGCCCCAUUCCUACAGGAGGUCAGAAGGAGGAAGUGGCGACUGGGUGGGAAGAGCCUUCUCCAGAGUCCAUCCGUCGUAGGAUGGAGAUCGACGAUGGAACUGCAGCUUGGGGAGACCCUGGUAAAUACAGUGGCGGAUCAGUCAACAUGUGGAACAGGACUGGCCAAUCAGACCAGGAGGCAAUGGGCCCAGGCCCAUCCUCUCAGCACCAGUCCCACCCAGCACACAACUCGAUGCAUCCUCCACAGCCCAUGCAGCCUGUUGCCCAGGACAAAAGCUGUGCUUCUGGUUGGGGUGAACCUUACCCCCAGCAGAAGGAGUCCUCAACAUGGAGGGAGCCCAGCUCUGCUCCGCCCGUGACAGUGGACAACGGGACGUCUGCAUGGGGGAAGCCCAUGGACACCAGCUCCAGUUGGGAUGAACACGCCAGGGAUAGCAGAGAGACUGGAUGGGGCGGCCAGCAUAAGUCUGUAGCUCCAGGUCCCAAGCCCAUGGAGACGUGGUGUGGUGAGGAGGUGUCCAUGAGCAAUAGCUGGGACCAGGAAGAGGAGGUGGAGAUUGGCAUGUGGAGCAACAGCCAACAGGACAACAGGUCCCAUGACCAAAACACCUGGAACUACAAGCAUAAAGGCUCCAACAAGAUGAACAAACCAGUCAACAAACAGGAUGAACCCUGGAUGAAACCCUUCAUCAACCAGUUCAACAGCAUGAACUUCUCUCGAGACUCUCCUGACGACUCCAUGAAAACAGGAGGAGGGAUGGUGCAGGACAAGCGUAUGGACAUGGGCGGUAUGGGAGACUUCAAUGGAGUAAUUGGGAAGAAUCCCGGGUCUCGACACCAGCUCCACAAGGAGUCUGCCAUGGAUCGCAGCCCUUACUAUGACAAGAAUGUAAACCCUAUGUUGGGUGGCAGCAGUGUAGCACAGGGCCGUGGCGGCCCCCAGUCCCAGGUCCCCCCCCAACCCAACCUUCGUAACCAAGUGCCUCCGCCCAUCCUGCCCUCUCAGGUCCCUCCAUCCCUGUUGAAGUACCCAGGAGGUAACGGAGGCCUGAACCCUCUGUUUGGCCCUCAGCAGGUGGCUGUGCUCAACCAACUCUCCCAACUCAACCAGCUGUCACAGCUCAACCAGAUCAGCCAGUUACAGCGUCUUCUCCUCCAGCAGCAGCAACAGCAGCAGCAGCAACAGCAGAAGGCUCAGAGCCAGAGAGCCAUGCCUGUGGGACGACAGACUGAACAGACACGUCCUAUUGGUUCGUCUCCAUCAAUGAUGCAGCCGCCACGACACCUGGACCCCUCCCUGCUGAAGCAGCCCCCACCCCUCAAACCGUACAUGGAUAACUACAUGUCCCACAAUACCCCUGACAUGCAGAAGGAUGCUGCCGCUCUUGGAUCCUUCAGCAACUUCCCUUUAAGCUUGAACUCUAACCUGAAUGUAUCCCUGGACAUGGGUGUUGGUGGUGGUAGUGGUGGUGGAGCUGUGAACUACAAAGAGCCACCCCAGUCCAGACUGAAGAAACUUUGGGCUACUGACCCUCUGGAGCAGAACAGCAAACCUGGUGCUAUGUCGUCUGGGCUGCGUCUGGAGGACUCUCCCUUCUAUGACUUCCUGUCUCCUGGCCCAUCUCCCCUGAGUCCUCCCGGCCAAUCAAUGGGCUCGGUGGGCGAUGGCUGGCCGCCCCGUGCCAACUCCCCCCCGCCCCAUGGAAACACUGUCACCUGGCCCCCAGAGUUCCGGCCCGGGGAGCCUUGGAAAGGUUACCCCAACAUUGACCCUGAGACUGACCCUUAUGUGACCCCCGGCAGUGUCAUCAACAACCUCUCCAUCAACACCGUCCGCGACACAGACCACCUCAGGGACAGGAACAACGGGCCAUCCUCAUCACUGAACACCACGAUGCCUUCUAACAGUGCCUGGUCAUCCAUUCGUGCCUCCAGCCACAGCGGUUCCCUCACCAGUACAGCACAAAGCACUUCAGCCAGACCCAGUGAGUCAAAGUGGUCUCCCAGCGGCGGUUCUGUGUCUAACUCCUCCCUGGCCCAUGAGCUGUGGAAGGUCCCCCUGCCUCCCAAGGCGCUGUCUGUGGCGGCCCCCUCCAGACCGCCACCCGGCCUCACCAGCCUGAAGCCCAGCCCUGCCUCCUCCAGCUGGGACAGCUCUGCCCUGAGACUGGGGGGGUGGGGCUCCACUGAGUCCAGAUACACACCUGGUUCCAGUUGGGGUGACAGCAGCAGCUCAGGGAGAACCCAAUGGCUUGUUCUGAAAAAUCUCACACCUCAGAUUGACGGCUCUACCCUGAGGACCCUGUGCAUGCAGCACGGCCCUCUGAUCACAUUCCACCUCAACCUGCCGCAUGGUAACGCUGUGGUAUGCUACAGCUCCAAGGAUGAGGCUGCCAAGGCCCAGAAGAGCCUGCACAUGUGUGUUUUGGGGAACACUACUAUUCUGGCUGAGUUUGCCAGCGAGGAGGAAAUCAACCGUUUCUUUGCACAAGGGCAGUCAUUGGCCACUUCCUCCUCUGGCUGGCAGGCCAUUGGCUCCUCUCAGAGCAGAAUGGAUCAGCCCCACCCCUUUCCCAGCCGCGCUCCUGAACCUAACCAAUGGAACAGCAGCGAUCUCCAUAGCUCCUCCCUCUGGGGCGGGCCCAACUAUUCCAGUAGCCUGUGGGGGACACCCAGUGGCACCGAGGCGGGGAGGAUCAGCAGCCCUUCUCCAAUCAGCUCCUUCCUCCCGGUGGAUCACCUGACAGGGGGUGGGGACACCAUGUGAACCGCCUGCCAAUCAAACAGGUUGGGGGAAGGGUCAGUAGAGAAUUAUCAAUAAUCAGCAGAAGAAAAUAUUGAAAAAAAAAAAAAAAAAGUAGUUAUAAACGCAAUGGCACUAGUUGGACUCUUUCUCACUUACAAGAUAUUCAACAAAACGGGGUCUCCCCUGUGGAAAACAAGUUACGUUUCUCUCUCUGCACAUAUGUCCACUUUGUUUUAGCCCAAAAACAUAUCAGUCGGAAUACUUGAAUCAUGCAGGCCAAUUCUAUAAUGUGAACGGAUGGAUAUUUGCUUCCAGGUAGUGCUCUUUCAGACCGAAAAAAGCUUCAAUCGAGCUCAUUAUUAUAUAUAUAUUUUUUGUUUCAUUCGUCAUGUUUAUUUGAAUUCCAAUUCUUUUUAUUUUUAACGUUUUCUUUUUGUUUUCGUUUUUUUUUUUUUUUUUUUUUUGCAUUUGUUUGCUGACAAUGUUGGAGAAUGAGCUUUUUUAACUUUGCACUGAAUGUGGUUUUUUCUCAGUAUAUAUAAUCUGCAAUAUAGAGGGAGCAGCCAGUUUUUCCAGUGUAGCUGUUUACUCAUUGAGGUCCUUACCGUAUGUGUGUAUGCGUGUGCACGCGCACGUGUGUGUGUGGAAGUACUUUGUGUGUGUGCGUGUGUGUGUGUGAUUGCGUGUGUGAGAGUAUGUGUGCGCUCCUCUCUGCCUUGGCACGCCUACCUUACUGCGUUGUCGUGGAGUUCAAGAUCAACAGAUAGUUAAAAGAAGAAUAAAAGCUGACUUAGGAGGAUUAUCUGGUGAUAGUAAAAGUGACAUUAAAAAGUAUUGCACCAAUUUUGUUUUAAAACUAAAGAACGUUGAGCUCUGCAGUGCAAAGGACUGUAGCCGCAGCUGGGACUAGCAAGCCCCGCUCACCCUAAUGUAGGGGGGCAGGGCCUAUCUAGCAAGCCCUCCCACAAGCCCCCUAGUGGGCAGGGGGGGAACAGCACUUUCAGAAUAGGCUUUCAAUGUUUUGGAGGUGCCACACUGCAACCUCUUGUUUACAAGACUUAGGAGGCGGAACGUGUGUUCAUUCUUCAUUUUAAAGAGAAGAUGGAAUAAAACAGAAAAUACACAAAAAAAUAAAGAUAAAACGAAAAAAAAACCUUUAAAAAAUGUAUAAAACGAAUAGAAAAAUGACAAAAAAAUUUAAACUCUUAUUGAGGAUGAAGACGAUGCUUUGUAACUCUGGGAAUUCGGAUCAGUGUUUUUGGCCAUGGCGUUGGUUAUUUGAACUAUUCCUCUUUGUCUGCUAAAUAACCAGCAAUGGUUCUCAGGAAAUCAAGCCAGUUUUCCCCCCCUUGUAGUUGAAUAAAAAAAAAAACUACUACUCCUUGUAGGAAAGGAAAAUCCAACUUCUAGCACUGAAAACUAUGUAUAGGUCUGUAAGUUUUUUUUUUUUUUCUCUGCCAAAUAACUGCUUUAAGCUGGAGAAGCUCAACACACUGCUUUCAAUAUGCUGUCUUUUGAGGGAGGGGGGGUCCUUGAGUGUGUGGGGGUUGGAGGACGGGCUUUAUAAAUCCCAACGCUCCCUCUCUCCUCCUCCUCCUCCUCUCCUCCACUCCUCCGCUCCACUGAUGUAAAAAUCAAAAGUGGGGAGUGUUUAUUGUGUGAGUGUGUGACUGUCAGUGGAAAUGUUCUGUCUUGUCGGACUUAUAAACCAAGAGAAAGGCGAAUCUGUAUCUAUGCAUACUGUAGCCUCUCACAUGGCCUACAGAGAGGCGUUUUUUUUUUUUUUUUUUCUUUUUCUUUUUUUUCCCGUGUCUCACAAAAAAUGUUUUAAAUGUUUCAUUAAGAACAACAAAAUGCGAACUAUGACUUGCUUUUUUUUUUCUUUUUUUUUUUUCUUUUUAAUCGCUCUCAUUGCCACAAAUGGUGUUUUGAAAAAAAAAGGAAAGAAGAAAAACUUUACAAAUCUUGUUUUGGUUGAAGAUAAUAUUUUAACAGUGCAAAAGUCGUCCACAUUUCAUUGCCUUGAUCCUAAUUGUGUCCGAAGAUGCAACAACAAGUCAAGUGGCUUCUACCUGUUUACAAAUAGAAUAUGAUUGUAUUGUUGAACUGUUUUUUUUUUUUUUCUUUUUUCUUUUUUUUUCUUUUGGGAGGGGGAGGGGGGGGGGUACUCAUCUGAAGUUCUUGACCUGAUGAAUCGUGUGUGUUUGUGUGUGUGUG
This is a messenger RNA of Thunnus maccoyii (southern bluefin tuna), 8387 nucleotides long. RefSeq names its product trinucleotide repeat-containing gene 6A protein-like. NCBI's taxonomy places the organism in Eukaryota, Metazoa, Chordata, Actinopteri, Scombriformes, Scombridae. The record is from RefSeq and is a predicted model, not a curated record. The transcript is spliced from 26 exons. Bases 630 to 6191 code for a protein of 1853 amino acids. Gene Ontology annotation, biological process: positive regulation of nuclear-transcribed mRNA poly(A) tail shortening; miRNA-mediated post-transcriptional gene silencing. Gene Ontology annotation, cellular component: nucleoplasm; P-body. Gene Ontology annotation, molecular function: nucleic acid binding.